AACGCGGCAUGAGUUUGGGCUUUUCUCCGUUUCUCUUCUUCCGCUUCAAAAAUUUGCCCACUCCGGCGCCACAUCCCCUCUCUCCCUCUCUCUUUCUGAGUAGAGAAAUCGAUCGAUCUCUGUGAGGCAGAGGAAGCGUCUUCUUGACAAGUUCCUCCUGGACGAAUACGUUCUCUCUCUCUUUCCCUCGCUCUCUCUCUCUAUACGACGAGCUAGGGUUUGCCUCCGCCUUCUCCACCCCUCCCGAGAGGGAAUUCCAAUAGGAAGAGACGGGAGCGGGCCGAAGAGGGGGAUGAGGAGGAGGAGGAGGCUCGCUUUGAACGGUUAGUAUAGGAAGGAGGGACGACGGAGACGGUCGAGAUUUAUGGGGAAAAUGCAACUUCAUUUCUUGCCGGGGCACAGAAGAGUGACGAUCUCGACGAGAGAUUGCCUGCCGGAGAUCGUUAAGGCACAGGGUGGAGGAAGCGGCAAGGCGUCGAAUCCCCGGCGGUUCUCUUGCCGGUCCGUGCUCCCAACGGCCUUCCUGCUGACGAUCAUCAUGCCCUUCCUCUUCUUCCGCACGGCCUUCCUCGCCCUCGACGGCGCCACCGGAUGCCCUUCUCUCGACUGCAUUGGGAGGACACUUAGUCAGCGGUUUCAGUGGAUAGGUGGCGACGCUUCUCGGGCAUUGGCAGCGGAGCUGACCUGGGCUAUUCUUAAGGCUGAAAAUGAGUUGAAUGAAAACCAAGGGGAUGAGGAUAUUCCUGAGUCAUUGGAUGAUCUUAUUGCUGACCUGAAGGCUAACACACACAACGUGGACAUGUUUGUAUUGAAGACUAAAGCAUUGCUAUCAAAAAUGGAACAGAAGGUUCGAGCAGCCAAACUGCAAGGGUAUAUAUAUCGCCACUAUGCAUCAAUAGGUGUUCCUAUGAGCUUGCAUUGCUUGAGCCUGAAGCUCGCUGAUGAGUACUCAUCAAAUGCUGCUGCUCGUAUACAGAUCCCUUCACCUGAUUCUGUUACAUGUCUUACCAACAACUUGUACCAACAUUAUGUCCUCCUCACCGACAAUGUUCUUGCUGCUGGUGUGGUUAUUGCUUCUGCAGUCAAAAGCUCUGCCAAGCCAGAGAAUGCAGUGUUCCACAUUAUUACUGACAAGAAAACCUAUGCACCAAUGCAUGCCUGGUUUGCACUGAACCCUGUCUAUAGUCCAGCAGUUCUGGAGGUCAAAGGCCUUCACCAGCUUGACUGGCCAUCAGAAUCCAACAUCAAAGUGGUGGAAAUUACAGAAAUGCAUGGGGCAGUUAAAGAAUACUUUUAUAAUAGGUGGCAGGGGUCAAGUCUUUCACAUGUAUCAAGUGACUUUGGGAGAGAGAUGGAAGCAGCUCAACGCAGCCCUAACUAUGUCUCAUUUAUGAAUCACAUGAGAAUUUACCUACCAGAGUUGUUUCCAAAGCUCCACAAGGUUGUCUUCCUUGAUGAUGAUAUUGUCGUUCAACAUGACCUGUCACAUCUUUGGGAGAUAGAUCUUCAAGGGAAAGUCAAUGGUGCAGUUGAAACAUCUAAGAAGUUUGAGGUUUAUCUGAACUUCUCAAAUUCAUUUGUAUCAAAAAGUUUCCAGCGAGAUCGGCUGGCAUGGGCAUAUGGCAUGAACAUUUUUGAUCUUCAAGCAUGGAGAAAGACUGACAUCACAGAGAGAUAUCAUCAUUGGCUUAAGCUGAAUCUGGAUUCAGGUUCAACCUUGUGGCGACUAGGCACAUUGCCACCAGCCCUACUUGCAUUUGAUGGGUACGUACAUACAAUUGAUUCAAAGUGGCAUGUCUCUGGUCUGGGAUACAGGCCUGACGUUGAUCAACAAACUCUAGAAGAAGCUGCUGUUUUGCACUUCAGUGGCCCGGCGAAGCCAUGGCUGCAGAUUGGGUUUCCUGAGUUAAAGCCCUUAUGGUCUAGGCACUUGAACUUUUCUAAUGAGUUCAUACGGAGUUGCGGCUUUAUGGAGUGAACGUGUAAAGAAUAAGGGUCACUCUAUUCUUUUCUGUUCACGGAGAGUGUACAGGAGUUAGCAGAGUGAAGAAGGAUAAGAAUUACAUUAUGCCUUCAGGCUCUGCCCUCUCUCAUCUCUCUAGUAUAUAUCUGAUAGUGUUUUCUUAUUUAUAUCUGAUAAUAUAUUAUGAUUUUUUAUUAGUUACCAAAAGGGAUAUUUAUAUGUAUGGGUGAAAUAAGUGUAGAAAUUUGAAGGCAAACAGAUAAAAUGAGAGAAAAUUAGUGUA
Nymphaea colorata (pocket water lily) is the source of this 2246-nucleotide messenger RNA. Its product is annotated as probable galacturonosyltransferase 14. The transcript has 7 exons. Lineage: Eukaryota; Viridiplantae; Streptophyta; Magnoliopsida; Nymphaeales; Nymphaeaceae. The record is from RefSeq and is a predicted model, not a curated record. Gene Ontology annotation, molecular function: polygalacturonate 4-alpha-galacturonosyltransferase activity. The coding region runs from base 365 to 1978 and encodes 537 amino acids.